UUCACACAUAUCUUUUCAAUUAACUACUUCAAUUCUUUUGCCUACAAAAAUCAACAUAUAACACUACUACUUAUGAUGAGCUAACAUCAGUACAAACAUCUGUACGUACAAUUGUGUUAUUUUCUUAUCAAUAUAUAUAUGGGAUCUGGUUUUUCAACCGAAAACUCUUAUGCGGAAUCAGAGACUAAACAAGGGUCGCGGCCGGGUCUCGGAGACUUACCAGAGAACUGUGUAGCUAUGGUUCUGGCACACUUAGACCCACCCGAUAUUUGCAACUUGGCAAGAACCAAUCGUGCUUUUCACCGCGCUUCAUCGGCUGAUUUUAUAUGGGACCCAAAGUUGCCUAAAAACUAUCGGAUUCUCGCCAAGAGACUAAUGAUCUUCAGUUCCGAAUCAUGUUUGGUUAAUAAGAAAGACAUUUAUGCUGGAUUGUGUUGUCCCACUCGUAUCUCUGGUGCUACAAAGGAAGUUUGGAUGGAGAAAGAAAGAGGAGGGAUGUGCCUGUUAGCUUCAUGGAAAGGAAUGAAGAUAACAGGGAUCGAUGAUCGUCGAUAUUGGAGUCACAUCCCUACCUUACACUCCAGAUUUCACACGGUUGCAUAUCUCCGACAAAUAUGGUGGCUAGAAGUAGAAGGAGACGUAGAGUUUGAAUUUCCAGCCGGGUGUUAUAGCCUUUACUUCCGCAUUCGACUUGGAAGACCGCCACCAGACCAAAAAUACUCGUCGUCGUCGUCUAACAUAAAUCAUCAAGUACAUGGUUGGACAGUGAAGCCGGUUCGGUUUCAGUUCUCUGUAUCCGAUGGCCAACAUGCGACAUCUCAACACUUUCUAAAGGAGCAAGGAAAAUGGUUGCGGUAUCGUGUAGGAGAUUUUGUUGUUCUAGACUCGUAUGAGCCAACAAAAAUCAACUUCUCAAUGACACAAAUUGAUUGUACUCACCAAAAAGGUGGUCUGGCCUUAGAUUCGGUGUUCAUAUGUCCAUCGCAGCAAAUAUGUAAUUGAAAGGUAUAGCUGGACGGUAUAUAUAACACGUUAGAAAUGUUUAUAAGCUAGCUAGGUUAAUUAGUAUAUAUCAAUUGAUGAUUUCAUUUCAUUGUAUGAUAAAUUUCAAUCUAUCGGCGUUAUGAAGUUUGGUACAGUGCUAUAUUUA
Erigeron canadensis is the source of this 1150-nucleotide messenger RNA. Its product is annotated as F-box protein PP2-A11-like. The transcript is spliced from 3 exons. Lineage: Eukaryota; Viridiplantae; Streptophyta; Magnoliopsida; Asterales; Asteraceae. Bases 139 to 1002 code for a protein of 287 amino acids. Gene Ontology annotation, molecular function: protein binding. The record is from RefSeq and is a predicted model, not a curated record.